Molecule: messenger RNA, 1448 nt
Organism: Caenorhabditis auriculariae
Lineage: Eukaryota; Metazoa; Nematoda; Chromadorea; Rhabditida; Rhabditidae
Source: the annotation of a GenBank genome assembly
AUGACUGAGCAUAGUGCUAAAAGGAAAACGAAUGGUGAAUUGGAAUUUGAAAAAAAAAUUCAAAGUGUUUCAGUAAUAGGACACGCUCCUCUUCAUUACUUGACACCAGAGGGCUUCAAAAGUCCGCAAGGUCCUGCUAGUUCAGGUCUGAUUUUUGCUGAACUGUAAAAUUUUUUCCAAAAGGUGACAAUCACCUUUGUAGAAAAGAUGAACAGUGAAAAAAAUUUGACGGCUCUCAAAAUAAUAAUUCAUUUAUUUGGAAAUUGAAAGCCAACUGCAUCGAGUUGCAGUUGUUGAACCUUCAAACGUCCCUCAGUUUGGACCAGGUUUCGAAUCCGCGGCUCAUAAUUUCGGUAAGCAAUUUAUCGACUACAGAAAAAGUGUUCAAUGUGUGGUCUGAAAAUCCCUUCCUCUUUUUUUAUGGUUUCCCACGGUGUCCUGAGAAAAUAAUCGCCUGAAGAAAGGCGUAAAAAGUUUGUGGCCGUUACGACUCUUCGAAACAUUGUAGCCAUUACGAUUUUCAGACAGUUACUGUGGACAAAACAUGAGGCCUUCUCUCUUGGCAGCAGCUCCCAGCUACGCCUACCAUUUCCGUGAAUUUAGUUGGAAAUUCAUAAACUUUUUUUCUUUUCAGAUCCUUCGGCAAACACUCGCUAUCAGAAUACAACUUAUGAAGCCAACGCGAUGCAUCUUCGGAACACUCACAACUAUUCGCUCGGCAAUAACAGCGGUAACAGUCCUGGACCUGUUUUUUUGAAAUGAUGAUCCUAGUAAAAUCAAAAAGAAGUGCUUUGAACUCUGAAAGUUCACGGACCGCCAGGAUUAUAACUGAUUUUUCGAAGUUUGACAAUAUAAAUUUUUGAUUAGCGCAAAAUGAAAAAAGUAAAUAAUUGAAAGCAGCGAAAUUUCAAAGAAACUUUAACACGUAACUUUUUGAGUUUUUCAGCUGAUGUCAAAGAAGGCAAGCCGGAAGACAACGGUCAGCCGCCAGAGUUGAGCUUCAAUGGUAAUAGAAAUCGAAUUUUUCGGGCUGAAUUUUUUCUUGAAGAACCUCAGCUAAACAUUUAGUUGGAAAUUCAUCAACUUUUUUUUCUUUUCAGAUCCUCCGGCAAACAAUUUCUAUCAGAAUCCACUCUAUGAAGCCAACGCGAUGCGUCUUUGGAACGUGCCAAACAGUUCGCUCGGCAAUAACAGCGGUAACAGUCCUGGUACUGUUUUUUUGAAAUGAUGAUCCUGAAUAAAAUCAAAAAGAAGUGCUUUGAACUCUGAAAGUUCACGGACCGCCAGGAUUAUAACUGACUUUUCGAAGUUUGACAAUAUAAAUUUUUGAUUACCGCAAAAUGAAAAAACUAAAUAAUUGAAAGCAAACACGUCAUUUUUUGAGUUUUUCAGCUGAUGUCAAAGAAGGCAAGCCGCAAGACUACGGUCUGCCAUUGCCUUGCGGCUGA